AGGGGGGUGUUGGCCGGCGCAGCUCAGGGAGGCCGGCCCCGGUGCGUUCUUGAGCGUGCACACACUUGUCCCGCGGGCUCCCGUCUGCGGGGUUUGCAGGCUGAGCGGCAGGCCUAUUGGGAUUUGGCAAAAGGAUUCUAAUUUCCGCUGGAAGGCUCGGCCUCUCUUCCUUCCAAGCUGGGAGAGCAGAAGUCAACAAACAACACGUCGAGGGUGGGGCGGCUGCAUCUCGCAACCCGCCAGGGCUGGGGCGUAUCCGCUGAGCUUCCUGAGUCCCGAAGGCCGCGAUGGAGAGCCGGUGGGGCCUGUGGUGUGUCACGUUCCUGUGUUUUCUGACCCACGCUGGAGGUCAAGGCGACUUCGACCUGGCGGAUGCUCUGGAUGACCCCGAUAUCCACCCGAGGCCGAAACCCCCUUAUCACCCACAGCCUGGGAUGCCCGACAACAGCGGAAAUAUUUACCCCCCACCGAAGCCACCGCCUCGCCCGCAUCCCGGCAGUUCCGACAGCGGUGGAGGUUUCUUAGACGUGGACCGCGGUGAUGGCCGAUACCCACCCAGACCCAGGCAGCCAGCAGGAGGCGGCGGCGGCCACCACCCGGGUUAUGACGGCUACGGAAGCACACACGGAAGAGGGCGCUAUAGAUCCAGCUCGGGUGGAAGUAGUUAUGGCGGAGGCGGAUAUUCCACGUACGGCACCCAAUACGGCAACACGGUGGCGAAAAUCGUGUCUCCCAUCGUGUCGGUGGUGGUGGUGGCGCUGGUGGGCACAGUGGCCACUUAUUGCCAACGCAACAGGAGGAGGAAUUGUUUCCACGCAAACGAACCAGAGAACGUGUGAGGGCUUCAGGACCCACUGAUCGCUCUGGGAGGAAAACUCAGUCAAGACAAGUACCCUGUUUAUUGCUCCUGUGGAAAGUUCCUUUCAUUCCUGGCACCCCCCCCCCCCCCACCGUGAAGUGUCUUUCUCUCCUGCUUGAAAUCAAUGAGCUGUGUGACAAAAAACCCCAAUUCGUUGGGCGUGGUGCAUUCCUAAACAUCAGCCAGACCCUGGGUAGUAGGAUCGCUCGAUCUGUGGGCUCGAUCAUUUAGACAGAGAGAUUCUGACUCUGCUCUGAGCUCCUACACUACCUCGUGCGGUCCUACACGCCAACACCGAACGCCGUCCACGUCGUCACAAAGCACAACGGCGGCAGCACGGCAAGGCUCUUGCGUGAGGCUGCUAUCGGCUUCCGAGAGACGAAGGAUGCUGCUGGGGUUUCGAACAAGCGGUGGUGGGACGCUUGACCCUUGCUACGGAAACCUCGGGGCGUUCACCGUGACGAGUGAAGUGGGAAUGAGUGAUUCCUUCCGUUAAACGCAGAACUUCCGGCAUCAUUUUGGCUCCCACUUGUCUGCAUACAAAAUUAUCGUUCCCUGUGGAAGUAAGGCUGGAUGUUGGCAUUUUAAGGACAGGAUCGCUGAUGUUAAAACCCCCUCGGGCGAUGGCUCUGGGGAUCCUUUUUUCCUGUGAAAUCUUACGGUUUCAGUAUUUUUUGGAAAAUAGAGGGUAGAAAUAGCGAUUUUUAAGAACUUGAGGCUUUUCGCGUAAUUUUUGGUUUCUGACGUUCUGCAGGCACCUGUUUGUAAGUCAUCAGCAUUGCUUUCCCUCGUUGACGCUUUCUUUUUUUUGCUGGAGCAGACAACCUCGUCUUCUCAAACAUUGAAAAAGUAUACUAACUGUUUGCUUCUCUUUUAGUAACACUUUGGGGAAGAGGAAAAAGGCCACUUUGGGCAUAUUGGUAUAGUUUGAUUCAACUCAGAUGAAUGUUUAUGGAACGUUUAGACUUUGGCCUAAAUACCCAGAACCAAGGAUGAGGCAUUUGUCAUAGUCUGGAGCUCCUACAGAGACCCAUAGAAAUCCCAAAAUACGCUGGGUGCUCAUUCAUUAUGGACGGGGAGCCAGGUCUCCGAAAAGAGGGAGCUGAAAGCAGAGAGGGUUUGAAAGAGCUUCCCAAAUCGAAAAAGAACUUAAUGCAAGUGAUCCGGACGAGAUGUCUCAGAAUUGCAUGCCCCACGUCACGCGUUCACGCAUGAUUUUGAGCAAUCUGAAGAUGGCGCGUGUUUCCUCUUUGAAUAGGAAUCUUCUGUGCCUCCUCUCACCUCUUGGAGAGGGUUUCUCAAAAAGUGGAAAAAAAAAAAUCUCAAGCCGACUCAACAUUUUCCAGAUAUGAGCUUCAGUGUGAGUUCGAUAUAACUCUUGUUAAAAAGCAUACGUGUGUCUGUGCACGUGCACACACGUUCACACAUGUACGUGUAUACGGGGGUGGAAUGGAAGCAUUUUUAAACAUAGAUUCAUCUAUUUUCUGUAACUGUCGUAUGCAACUUUUCGUCAUUUGAAUUAAAUGUAAAAGAAAAAAAAAAAAUCGGCUCUGGGGGUGUGUUCUCCUUUCUAUAUUUCGCACAGAAAACUCUAAGACAGCUGUGGAAGCGCCUGAAAAAUCAUGCCACUUUGUAGCUUUGCAUGAAUCCCAGAAAUCCUUUUCUAAACUGAGUUGUGUGUCUUUCGGGUGUGCAAAUGGACGUGGAGGCGUGUUUGCCUCUGGGAUGGUCUCCACUCAGUUCCAAGGGACUCGGUAGGUGUUUAAGAAGCAGACGGGCAUCCUCCAAAGAAAGAAAUAUUUUCGUCGGUACCAUUUGGAGCAAAGUGGAUUAUGAACGCGUAACAUAAAGAUAGUUACAGAGUUAGGGGAUAAAAAUCACCCAAAUGACAAGGGGGAAACAACGGUUCAUGUUCAACCUAGUGAAAAUAGAAACCCUUGAAUGAUGAUUACUCGGGGAAUAUCUUUCUAAGGAGUCACCAAGGCCACCUGUGAGGUAUUCUUCUCGUGCAAAAAAGAGGACAAAAGUCACGAAAAAUUGCCAUCUCUGUGCACUUGAAAGAAGGAAAUGACGGCAUUGAUGCCAUAGCGUAAAAAGCAGUAGUCACCCAGUCUUCCUGGGAACCUUGAAGAUGCCCGGUGGUCAGCGGGUGAAAAUCUUCAUGUUGGAAUGGAGAGAGGCCAGAAAGCUAAUUUUACAGGGGUGAAGAGGAGGUCCCCUGGGGCAGCUACAUUUUUAACCCUACUUUUCUACAUGCACUUAAAAAGGACGCCUUUCUACCCGCAAGGAUAAACCGUCAUAUGGGAGUCUUUCCAGUUGUACCAAAGGGGAAAGCAUGUGGUCUUGCUGAAUCAUGUCUGGUUCCUAAAUUUGGAGGAUCAAGUCACACACACACACACACACACACACGCUGUAUUAAUAUAUUGCUACGGGUCGAAUUAGGUCCCCUCUCAAAUUCAUAGGUUAGAGUCCUAACCCCCAGGGCCUCAGGACGGGACCUGCUUUGGAAAUAAGGUUGAUGCGAAUGGAAUUAGUUAAGAAGAGGUCGUACCUGGAGAAGAGUGGCCCCAACCCAAUCUGACUGGUGCCCUUAUCAGAUGGGAAAUUUGGACAUAGACACGAACGCAGGGAGAACACCGCGUGUAGCUUGGAAUGAAGCUACCACAAGCCGAAGAAGUUGGGAGAGAGGAUUGGAAGAGAACCCCCUCUCCCCAUCCCCUGCCAAUAGUCUUCAGAUUGAGUAUGGCCUGGCUGGCAUCUUGAUCUCGGACUUCAGAAAUGAUGGGAGCUUCACUUAGCACGCCUGUGGACAUAGUGCACGAGGCCAAUCAUAAUUUAACUCUGUAUUCUGAAGCCCAAUUUACGGUUUUGCGCCCUGGUACCUCUCUUUUGAGCUGUGUCACCUUGUGCGAGUUACACAACCUCUCUGGGCCUCAGUUACGUCAUCGGAAAAAGGAGUAUAAUAAGACUCCCUGCUGUGCCCAACUGUGCUGUGGGUGGCUGAGUUGAUGUACGAAAAGUAUUCCAAGUCACGCCCAGUAGGCAGUAAGGGCUGCAGAUGUCAUGGGGGAAAAAAAUAAAUAAAAAUAAGCAUUUUUCUUAAUGUAAAUAGAUUGCAGCUCAUUGCGAUAGAUAGGACACUUCUGAGAAUCAGAUCAAAAGUCGAGACCAUGAAAUCAAAACUGCAGACGCUAAUGGAAAACACCGAGUGUCAGAGAAUGCAGGUUCC
Molecule: messenger RNA, 4088 nt
Organism: Equus caballus (horse)
Lineage: Eukaryota; Metazoa; Chordata; Mammalia; Perissodactyla; Equidae
Source: RefSeq, a predicted model, not a curated record